AUGAGCUUCACACCCUACGAAGGUACAACCGGCCCACGCCCUAUCAUUCCCAUUCUGGUGCACGUAGCACGCAAAGACCGCACAGAGCGUGGAGAAAGCACAAUACGCGAAGACGACACAGAGGACGAAGAACCCGGCUUCUCCGCUGAGGAUCCCACAUUCCAAUACCCGACAUCCUACGUGCGGAACACCCUGUUCCGCGUCAUACCCGCGCGUCCAUCUUCACUCAGGCCUUCAUCAAGCACUCGGGAACCUGCACAACGCGUGCGCAGCCCUGCCCCACCCCCCGCACAGCGUGUAUCAGAGAUCUCACCAGGAGUGCUCUCGGACGGAACGUUCACCGUGUGCCACCCGCAUGUCGACAGAUACAUCGACGGCCUCACGCGGGCAUAUCGAAAGGUGAACGGCGCGCCACCAAAUUACUGGCACGUGCAGUCUCUGAGUGCCAGGCGGCUGGGCGAAGUAAGCCGAGUCAACGCGCUGCUCGAUAUCGGCACCGAGCUGGACGAGACCCAUUGCGAGUGUGUCCUCGCAUUGGCAGCGCUCAAGCUGUACACGCAGGCAACGCACCCAGCGCAUCUUGCUUUGUGGGGGCGCCCGAUGGACCAGCGCACCAUCGACCUGGUAUGCAAGCUACUCUAUCGCAAAAGGCAGCUCAUCGUCUCCCCGGUCGGCUGGUCGGGGCCCGAUCAGAUGACCGUGCAGCUCUACUGGCGGCAGGCUGACGCGUUCCCCGCGCAACAUGACGCGCAUCCCGCGACGCAGGCAUACCUUAGAAAGCUCAAAAAGAAAGCCGCCGAGGCAGAAAGGGCUGCUGCUCGGGAGGCGGCCCAGGCAGAAAGGGCUGCUGCUCGGGAGGCGGCCAAGGCAGCAGCGGCUGCGCAACCAAAGAAGGCGCCCCGCGCCCGUGCGAGGGCGCCGCGUACGAAGAACACAGCCAGUCGAGGGAACGCGCGCGCCGUCAAUGUCGUGGCGGCCCCAGCUGCCGAUGAAACCUCCGAAGUAGAUGUGAUCACGGUGGAGGCAUCGCGCACAGCGCCAGCGCGUCGACCGGCGCGGCAGUCAACAACCCGUGGCAAGACCGCUGCACCAGUGCCGUCUUCCUCUUCUGCUACUCCUCCCAUAGCAGGUCCCAAAGAGGCUCCCCAAAAGCGCACAAUCGUCAUCCCCGCGCGAGCCAAUCGUACGGACCGUCGGGGAUCGAGCACUGCUGUGGAAGAGGCGUCAACGGGGAAGCAUGACGACGAGGAGAAAGUGCAGAUGAUCACGCGAAGCCGCAAGCGCAAGGCUGCGGAAGCCGACCAGGAUGACGCCGAGGUGCAGACGUCGCACGCGGGGGACGCUGAAGCGCGCCCGACGAAGAGAGCGAGGCGGCCAUCAGCCAAGAGUCGGACACGUUGA
Molecule: messenger RNA, 1401 nt
Organism: Postia placenta MAD-698-R-SB12
Lineage: Eukaryota; Fungi; Basidiomycota; Agaricomycetes; Polyporales; Adustoporiaceae
Exons: 2
Coding region: 1-1401 (466 amino acids)
Source: RefSeq, a predicted model, not a curated record